Molecule: messenger RNA, 2586 nt
Organism: Penicillium daleae
Lineage: Eukaryota; Fungi; Ascomycota; Eurotiomycetes; Eurotiales; Aspergillaceae
Product: putative spindle pole body associated protein SnaD
Exons: 1
Coding region: 1-2586 (861 amino acids)
Source: RefSeq, a predicted model, not a curated record
AUGGCUAACACGGGCUACACAUCGCCGUUCCCAACGUCCCACGAUACCAUCGGGCAAUCUACUCUGGUCACGCCCCUCUUUAUGCCCUCUUCUCCACCGCAACAACCCUCCAGUCCAGCAACGGAAGUACCUCAAUCACCACAAUCUCCGCAGUCACCGCGAUCACCUCAAUCUCCACCGCGCCCAGAGAGCCCGGACUCCGAACACUUUGACCCUCACCAAGAUGAAAGAAUCGAAGUCAAUUUGAGCGAUCACGAAUCAGAUCAUGAGGAUCUACUGCAGGACUUGUCCCGCCCAUCAACACCUGGAAGUCCAAAUGGUUCCGACUUGGAUGCGCGCCUAGCCGACUUCACUCUUGACUUCAGCGCGUUCCCGAGCAGCAAAUUCUUAGAUGGCAAGGAUGAGCCACCACUGCCGGACUCAAAGGAGGAUCAGGAAGACAAGCUGUCCGAUGUCGGUGGGCCUGAAGACUUUACCGCGAAUAUGGAGCGAUACCUGAUGGGCGAGGGCAUGUCGAGUAUCAGGAAAAGCCGGGUCAAUGAACAGAGUGAGCUACCACGAUCGGCAUCACGAUAUAAGUCCUCGAGGUCACAGCAACCAGCGGUUGAAGAGGAUGCAGAGUCUGGCGAAAUCAGUGAGUUCGGGCCUCCAGUCGACAUGUCCACACCAUCACAUCUGUUGCACCGAACUAGCGCACUUGCAAGGGAUUCGACACAACUGGAAGAUAUCGAAGAAGAUCCCCAUGAUGGACUUUCCGCCAUGGCAUCUCCAUCCGAGCGCAAAAUGUCAAUGACUCCCGAGCAUGAGGCGGAAAAUGUGGAACAGCGGUUGCAGCAGCGCAUCGCCGAGUUAGAGGAUGAAGUCCAGAAUCGAGACGAGCAGCUCCAUAAGAACCGAAAGCGGGUCCUCGAAGCCGUUUCUGCUGUAGAGCAGAUCCGACACCUUCAGGCUGAGCUACAGCUCAAGAAUGAACAGCUGGACGAAAUCUCCGCGAGAAGUGGAGAUGAAGCGAAGUUACGUGAGCAAAUAGAGGCCCUCCAGCGACAGAAUGAGCAGCGCGAGAAGCUACUGCAGCAAUCUACGACAGGACAGUCGAACUUUGGCGUGGUUGAGCAGCAAAUUCGAGAUAUGCAGAAACAGUUGCAGAACCGGGAUUCCCAGAGCUCACUAGAUGCUGAGCGCUUGGAAACGAUUUCCCAUCUGCGGCAGCAACUGAGCCUCACGCAGGAACAACUGAAAAAGCGCGACGAAACUUUGGACGAGACAAUGACCAAACUGAAAGAAAUCACCCGGGCAAAGGAGGUCCAGCUCCAUGAGAAGAAUGCUGAAAUUGACAGACUCAAGGGCGAGAUCGACGAUCAAGGUCUGGAGAAUGAGAGACUGGAGACCGAACUUGAGCGCGUGAACAGGGACUACGAGGCGCUCGAAGAUCGUCUGACUGCUUUGGAGACGAAGAGUGGUCCGCUUGAAGAGAGGAAUCACUCUCUCGAGGCAGACCUCACUCGCGUUCAGUCACAGGUGGAAGCGCAAGAAAGCGCUCUCAAAGCAGUAGCAGCUGAUCUGCCCAUCGCUAGCCGAAGCACAUAUAGCGAGAUCCUUGAUCUGAUUAAGGACCUCGGUGGCGAGGAUCCCGCACCGAGAACUGGCUCUUCCCCCAAGGAGAAAUCCUUCGAUGAUAGCGGUAUGCAGCAAGUAGGACAGGAAAUCGCCAGGCUCCAGCAAGAUUUGCAGGAAGCCACCGCCUCUCAGAAGGCUGCGGAUGCUGAAGCCAACAGCCUGAGAGAACAGCUCUCAGAGACCCAGAACCUGAUCAAGGCAAUCGAAAAGGAGAAUUUCCGCCUGACCACACGCAUGGAGGAGCUGACCUCCAACCUCAACAAGACUCAACACGAGUUGACACGCACACAAGAAGAGCACGCCGAAUCUCUUGAGACCAUUGCUCAUCUCCAAGAGGACGCCCUCGGCCAACCCCCGAGUCCACCUCCUUCACCACCUCGGACUCGCGCCGAACAAGCAGAAGCACAAGACGCUACAAACACCGCGGAACUGGAAGCAAUGCAUCAAGCCCAGAUUCGAAGCUUGCAGACCGCCCACUCCACUGCCAUCUCCACUCUCCGCUCCUCCCACGCUGAAUCGAUGCGGAAGAUCCGGAAUCUUCUCACAUCAGCCGAACAGCGUGAAGCAGAGCUCCGCACGGAACUCACGACCAUCCGUACCUCAAUUGCAACCCAGGAAUCAUCAUUGCGAAAGACAUUCAAGUCUGAAAUAAGACGACUGGAGGCUGUCAUUGCCGCCAAGGAUGAGACCUCCGCGGCUGUAGACGAGCGCAUCGCAUUGUCUGUGGACAAGCGGGAACGUGAAUGGGAACGGCGUGUGGAUCUACUGCUGAAAGAGCGUGACCGUAUGGCCAAGGCUCUUAUGAUGUACUGGGGCGAGAAGGAAAUGGGCAAAGGCCCCGGCCCGUUGGCUGAGGGCAAGGGGAAUCGCCGACGGGAAAGAGAUGAUGUGGAUGUAAAGCAGGGCCAGGCGUACAAGUACAAGUAUGCUCAGAAGCAUCGAUCUAGGAGUGGAGAUAAGGAGGUAUAA